This is a messenger RNA of Halichondria panicea, 4082 nucleotides long. RefSeq names its product large proline-rich protein BAG6-like. Bases 122 to 3910 code for a protein of 1262 amino acids. The transcript has 21 exons. Lineage: Eukaryota; Metazoa; Porifera; Demospongiae; Suberitida; Halichondriidae. Gene Ontology annotation, molecular function: misfolded protein binding; polyubiquitin modification-dependent protein binding. The record is from RefSeq and is a predicted model, not a curated record. Gene Ontology annotation, cellular component: BAT3 complex.
UGUUUUGGAAUAGGUACAAGAAGGGGAUCCCCUCACAUUGUACGACCAUUCAUGAUCCACGGCCACACGAUCGAUCACUUUCUGCCGCAGCGUGUGUUGAGAUCCAGCUAGCUAGCCGGCCAUGAAGGUGACUGUGAAGACCAUAGAUGCCCAGAGCAUUCAGUUGGACGUGGAGCCAGAUCUGACUGUGAAUGAGCUCAAGAUUGCUAUUUUGGAGAAAUUGGACGCUGUGGGAAAGCAAAUACGACUGAUUUGGCGAGGGAAGGUACUCAAUGACGACAAGAAGUUGAGCGAAUAUGCAAGUGACGAACUCAUGCUCCACCUGGUGUACAGACCACCCCCCAGGGAGGAUGGCACUAAUGAGGGGGCGGAGCCUGAUGGGGCCACACCCCCUCCCCCUCCUCGGGUAAUUGACCACACCCACGAAGUCAUGUUCGUACAAGGUGACUCUGCAGACAUUCCAGCCAGUAUCACAGAAAUCACUCAGGGGCUGGUGGACAGAGUGCUGGGUUCACUCAAUGCUCAGGGUGCACGAGGCACCGUCACUGCCACUGCAUCGUCUAUUGAUUCAACCGGACGUAGGGAGACUGCACAAGUGUCCGCUUCCACUAGGGAGGCUAAACCAACACUUCCUAUCGCUGAUCCCACACCCCCCACACCAUCACAGCCGCCCCCACAACCACCCCCUGCAGCGGAGGCCACACAGACAGCUGAGGCCACACCCCCAGCAGAGGCCACACAGACAGCUGAGGCCACACCCCCAGCAGACCCCCCACCCACUGAAGAGGAGGACAAGGAAAAAGAGGCACGGGAACAGCGGGAGAUGAUACAAGAAUAUAAAACACAGAAGAAUAUUCGAAGUCAUGUGAAAGAUGCUUAUCGUACUCUUCAGCAUGCUGAUAGGGUGUUGCUAAGAUAUAAGAAAGCGUCGGCUCGUGCAGAUGGUCAGACUGUGGAUCCGGACGAGGAUAUUGAGACAAUUCAUGACGUCAAUCGUGUGCUUGCUUACAACAACGGAACAACAAGUGCGAGUAUCUACGUGACACUGUUGAACUAUCAGGAGGACCUGUUCGCACGAGCUCGCCCACUCACCCGUCACAUGACUGACACCAUCCAACGCAGCCAACCACACCAAGAGCUGGAGGCUUGGAAAGAGGCCCAGAUUGCUCAGACUGUACGAGAGUUCAACUAUUACAUGGGCCAUGCUGCUGUCUCUCUGUCACGCCUUCAUGUCAACAUGUUUGCCCCUCCCCCACGAGUCAUCGUCUCCACACCCCCCAAGACCACAGAGAUGAGGGGGAUCAUGUCACAGAUGAGGUCCAUGCAUGCUGCACCCCGUCCCCCCUCCGGCUAUGUGAUUGAGAUUACGCAUAACGAUGAGAGUGGGCAGGAGCGGACCACUCGAGCACGACUAGACACUGGGGGUCGUCCAGGGGGUCUCUUUGGUGGCCUCGGUGGUGGUGGUGGUGGUGGUAUGGGACUUGGCGGAAUGGGGAUGGGGCUUGGUGGAAUGGGAAUGGGAAUGGGAAUGGGAGGUGGUCUGGCCGAGCUGCUACGGCAACGAGUGGAGCGUGACGAACAAGAGGAGGAAGAAAAGAAAGAAACAGAUACUGGCACGGAGGGAGCGAAACCAAUGGAGACAGAACCAAGCAUGCCCAGUACGUCUAAAAAUGGCAGCAAACGAGAAUCAGAGGAGGAGCAUAUGGAUACUAGCACACCCCCUGCCAAGAAGCCGUCCAUUGACCCCGAUGAAUCCCAGCCAAAGCCAACAGCUGCUACUAGUGGGUCGACCUCUGACCCCUCUGCUGCUUCUGGAGGGGGAGCUGAUAAAUCUGAACCUGCCAAGUCCGAGGGUGGCGAUGAUAAAGAGGGCGUGGCCACAGAGGAUGAAGAGGGCGUGGCCACGGAGGGAGAGGAACGAGAGCUAACGCAGAUAGAGAAGGACAUAUCAGAAUAUCUGGCACGACUGGUUGCUCAUAUUGUGGCUGGGACUCCAAUGCUGCCGCCAAGCAUGAGGGGGGAGGCAGGUGAGGCCUCUGGAGGUGAUAAAAAAGAAGAGAAUGAUGAGAAAGAGCUGACGUUUGCGCAGAGAUUUGCCGGACCACCAGGUACAAAGGUUAAAAUUCGGCAGCCUCCCCAGCGUCCAAUGUUCCCGGGUAUGGCUCCUAUGGAAGGACCUUCCAUCACUAUUGACAACCCAGGGGACGGCGCUGAGCCAGAGAUGAACGUUGAUUUCCCGAUGCCCCCUGCUCUUCAGUUCCUCCGUAAUCUCCUCACGAGGGAUUCUGACAGCGAUUCAGAAGAUGAAGAUGGAGAUAAGAAAGAAGGAAAGGAUGAUGAGAAGGGCGAGGCUGGUGCUAGUAACGUUGAGGGUUCAAAGUCCACCGCUGCUGAGGGGUCAAAGUCCGAUGACGAGGGGUCGAUGUCCACAGACAAGGAUGAAGAUCGACCUCUGUUUGGAAGAAAGAAAACACCUCGUAAACCAGAUGAGGAGCCCCCCUCCCGAGAGCUGUGGGGGGUAGACAGGGACGAGGUGGAGUCUCUAUCUGACGCUGGUAGUAUGGACUCAUUGGACUCUGAUCACGAGAUCCCGCCCAUUCACCCCCCAGUCAUAGCACCCGCCACUGGGGCACAGGCCGAAGCAGGUGCUGUGGUUCGUGAGUCUAUGCUGCACACGUUCACUCAGCUGCGACAACGCUAUGUUGGAGCCUCUACACAAGCGGAGACUGUCGAGGAUGAUAUGGGCAUGGUGGAGAAACUACUGCAGGACAUCUCCAAGGAGCUAUCAGUGCUGGAGGUCAUGAGUGUGUUCAAUGGAGCUACUGCACCUCUGGAGCGAUUGCAGCCGCUCCUCCGCGAGUUCUUAAGAGAGAAGCUGCUCUUUGGGAGCUUGCCAGACAUUGGGAAGGAAGAGACGGCAGUCAAGAACUUCACACAAGGCUGUCUGUCAAGUCUUAGAGCCGUAGAGGACCAGCUGCCUCUGAGGGACGCGGGUAUUGACUUCCCCAUGACAAUCUAUCGACUGUUCUCCAGUCAGUUCAGAGCAGCCUACUUGCUCAUAAUCAGAGACUACCCAGGAGAGGGAGGCGCUGUGUUUGCUCAGGCACUCUCACACUGGGCCAAGAGCUCCAGUGCUUUGUUUGGACAAGUACUGCGACACUGCAUCAAUGGAGAGCAAUACUUUGAGGAUCUUGUUAAAAUGCUUGUGAACACACUGUUCCCGCCCACCACACCUCCACUCAUUCUGAAUAUGUGCAACUCAACCAUCCAUCGACAGCUGUCCAGGGUCAAAGGUCGCCCGUCCAAGUCCCCCAAGGAGCUGGAUGCGUACAUUGUGUGGAAGGAAUGUGCCACGCCCACUCCUAACAAAAGCUACGAGCUUAGUCAGUUUCUGGCUGACCAAUCAGAAUUCAGCUCUAGCAUGCCGACAGUGUUUCUUCACAACGUUGUCCCCGAGGGUAUAGAGGUCACUGGACCUCCCACAGAGCCCCUUGCUGGACCCCCUGCGGAGGACCCACCCCCUGGUCAUGUACCACAGAGCUGGGGAACAGCGGCCAUACGAGACAAGAAACAGAUGGACACUAAGAGAACCAUGCCGUUCUCUGAUGCUUACCUAGCUGGCAUGCCCUCCAAGAAGAGGAAGCAGUUGGAUAUGAGCAAGCCUCAAGCAGUGCCAGCCGACACUCUAGUGGGUACACUCGUUACCAACGCGACCUCUGACCUCACCCCCCUCCGAGGGAGGAGCAAUGAGGAGGUGAGGGACGCUCUCCUGGCUAACACACAGGGUCUGGCUGAUGCUAUAAGAGAGGACAUUCAGCGCGGUGUGGCACGACGUCUCUUGGAGGACACACAUUUCAUCAGAGAGAAGUAUCCCAAGAGUUGUGAAUAUUUCCAGCUACCCCCCACAUAGCUGCGAUCUGCCCGGGGGGUCCACAUUGACUGUGUACUAACACUUGUAGUUUGAAUUGAAUUAUUAAGCAAUUUAUUUGGAACAUCGUGAUUAUUUUGCACACCUUGUUAGAUCAUUUAAAUAAUUUUUGACACAAAUUAUUAUUAAUCAAUUGUUUGUCACGAGUUCUCUG